AUGCUUACUCUAUUCUCGACAGGAGCUAGCCUUGCUCUAGGACUUGGUCUUGGUGCCAGAGGCGGAGGCGAAACCCAGCCGGGAAGCUCGACACCCUUGGACUGCCAAGUAGCCCAGAAGCUGGAUCUGAAGCCCAAGGCCGACUGUCAGUAUACUUGGGAGCAUUGGUUUGACGAAAAUUUCCUCUGGUACGUGGUCCGCAUCGAAGCCUCCGGCCAGGACACGGCGGGCGGGUUCCAAGGCAUCUAUGACAACAUCCAGGGCGAAUGCGGACACGCCCCAGGCUGUGAUCCGUCGAACCCUCAGUGGUGUGGCAACAACAUGAUGUGGAACUCGCGAGAGCUCAAUGACAGGAAGCUGUACGGAUUGGAAGCUGCCUACAAAAUCGAUGAUUGGAUCCCUGGCGAUGACCAGACCACCUGCAUCACCACGGCAAUUCGGAAGGCCAGCUGUGGCGUUGAUCUUGACUUUGUCAACGGGAAGUGUUACAAGAAGGAAGGGUCCUUCUCCGUGCCAUACCAUGUUGAUUAG
Messenger RNA from Neoarthrinium moseri, 531 nucleotides. RefSeq lists its product as uncharacterized. The record is from RefSeq and is a predicted model, not a curated record. Lineage: Eukaryota; Fungi; Ascomycota; Sordariomycetes; Amphisphaeriales; Apiosporaceae. The coding region runs from base 1 to 531 and encodes 176 amino acids. The transcript has a single exon.